Oncorhynchus gorbuscha (pink salmon) is the source of this 3146-nucleotide messenger RNA. RefSeq names its product gamma-butyrobetaine dioxygenase-like. Gene Ontology annotation, cellular component: mitochondrion. Gene Ontology annotation, biological process: carnitine biosynthetic process. The coding region runs from base 227 to 1606 and encodes 459 amino acids. Lineage: Eukaryota; Metazoa; Chordata; Actinopteri; Salmoniformes; Salmonidae. The record is from RefSeq and is a predicted model, not a curated record. Gene Ontology annotation, molecular function: iron ion binding; gamma-butyrobetaine dioxygenase activity. The transcript has 8 exons.
ACUAUAACACUGGUCUGUGGCUAUCAAUAAAUGUGCAUUGGCCUUGAUGUCAUCUCAGCAAAAUCCACUGACUCACCAUCUCUGAUGCCACGACAGUGGUUGUCACUCACUUACGUGCUCACCUAACCUGCGCUGUUGAUAGACGCUUCCUUGACAAAACACAUUCAAAAGUUAAAAAGCCGACCAAAAUAACAGAAGCAGCUCAUCCGGAGGUCCUGGUUCGAGGAUGUGGACGACCACUAUAGCGAGAUGCACCCUGCCGAGCAUGCUCAAGCGAAGCUCCGUUUUGGCCUGCCAUGCCUUGAGGGCCGAGGGUAGGCCUAGAUGGGCAGUUGCCACAGCUGCCCCCUCUCCAUCUCCUUCUCUUCACCUGAUCUGGAGGCAGCUCCGUGGGUAUGGGACCCAGGCACCCACCCCGCUCCCCUCCACUGCUCUGGAGAACAGCCCUGGGGUGAGGCAGGUCCGUGCCCUGGAGCAGGAAAGGCAACUGGAGGUGGAGUGGGAGGACAGCAGGCAAAGCAUGUACCCGUACACAUGGCUGAGGGACAACUGUCAAUGCCCGCUGUGUACCCUGCAGUCAGCCCAGGCCCGCAGCCUGCUGCUCUCCCAACUGGACAUCCACACUGGGGUCGACCGGGUCCAAGUCACUGACAACAACAAGGUGUCCAUAGUGUGGCCGGACCAGCACACCAGCGAGUUUGACCCAGAAUGGCUGAGGAAACGGUGCUUCUCUCCUGCUGCCAGACAAGCUCUACAAGAGGAGCUCUUCCUCAACAAGCGUAUGUACUGGGACUCAGAGCUACAGAUCCCCACGGCCAACUUCGAGGAGGUCCUCUACGAUGACAAGGCCGCCCUGGCCUGGCUGCUGGCUCUUCGCCACGUGGGAAUCAUCUACCUGAAGGGGGCGCCGGUGGAGCAGGGUCAGGUGGCCCGCCUCAGCCAGAGGAUCGGAUACCUAAGACUGACGUUCUAUGGGCACACAUGGCAGGUGCAGGACAAAUCCCAGGCUAACAACGUGGCCUACACAGCUGGCAAACUCAGUCUCCACACUGACUAUCCAGCACUGCACUAUCCACCUGGAGUGCAGUUCCUGCAUUGCCUGAGCCAGGCUGGUGAGGGUGGGGAGAGUGAAGUGGUGGACGGCUUCCACAUGGCAGAAAAACUGAGAAGAGAAGACCCAGAGGCUUUCAGGACCCUCACCUCCCUGCAGGUGGACUUCACCGACACUGGGUCCGACUACUGUGACUUCAUGGUGCAGUCCAAGAACCACAUCAUAGAUGUUGACAGUGAUGGGCGGGUGGUACGGAUCAACUACAACAAUGCCACCAGGGACUCUGUGCUGGACCUCCCCCUGCACCAGGUCCAGGCCUUCUACAGCUCCCUCAAGGCCUACAUCCAGCUGAUGACGCGACCAGAAAACAUGCUCACCUACAAGAUGGAGCCUGGCGACCUGGUCACCUUUGACAACUGGCGCCUGCUCCAUGGGCGGAAGAGCUAUCUGAGCCACCCAGACCGGGUGAGACACCUGGAGGGAGCCUACCUGGACUGGGACGAAGUCAUGUCUCGCCUGCGAAUACUCUGCAAGUCUGUCAAUGGAGAGAGCUAGACCCACCAAGCCCCCAGAGUGAAGCCUCCUCCAACUAUAUAGAACAGCAUCGAUCUAGAGCAGGGCUCUCCAACCCUGUUCCGGGAGAGUUACUGUACUGUAGGUUUUCACUCCAACCCUAAUCUAGUGCACCUGAUUCUAAUAAUUAGUUGGGGUUGGAAUUAAAACCUACAGGAGGGUAUCUCUCCAGGAACAGGGUUGGAGAGUCCUGAUCUACAGGAUUUCUGAGCGUGGAAAAGAGGCUAAUAUUCUAGUAGGCUACGGCUACCCCUGUGUGGGUCAAGAUGGCUGCCAGUCUUUUGAACAGAGUGACAAAUGGGCAAAGUGCAAGAAGAUGGGGAAAUAUGAGGGAAAAGGGUUUAGCACUUCCGUAAAUGAAUAACACUCCUCUUCAUAAGUGCUAACAGAGGCAUAGAAACUGUAUAUGAGUAGCAUACAUAUGAAAAAUCUGUAAUUUACUGUAUGAAGCAGGUAGACUAUAAUGCCUUUGCUCCUAGGGUUAUGAAAGCGAAAAUAUUUUCACUAUCUUUCGCUUUGCUCUAAUCUAUUUUUCUAUUGGCCUGUGUUCUGCUGGUCAAAAUUUGGUAGCACUUUACUAAAUCUACUUCUCAAUGUCUUAAGUUAGUGACAUUUUCUACCUCUGUCACAAUAUAGUGUCUAGUUCAGUUCCAGCCAUCUAAUCUUAAGAAAAGAGUGUAUAGCAAUAGUAUUAGCCCCCCAAAUCAAUACGUUUUUAAUAACUCUCUAUACGUAAAAUGUAUGCACACGCAAAGUUCACUCCCUAAAUGGCAUAGAUUAUUUACAUUGUUUUGUCAAUGAAUAGAUCUGCCAUUUGUCUUCAAUGGAGGACAACUUGUCCUCUACAGUACAUGUGCAUGUUGAAAGCCACAAAUAUUGUGCAACUUGGCAUUGUUCCAGUAGCAACAAAUAUCUGUUAUUGUUUGUUACAAUCAUAGGUGUCAAUUGUCUAUUCUAUAUUACAUAUGUAGUUCAUGCUAACAGCGCUCAUUGUAAUAAUUUGUGGUGAUGUGUUAAUUUAAAAAAAAGGGUACUGCAUUAAAUCUUCACAAAUGUUACUCUAGAUUUCAUUCUUGAUAUGUUUUCCAAAUAUAUGUAUGCACAUUGGAUGUGCUACAUAAUAUGUGUUCAUCCAAAGUGUGACAUAAUGACUUGAGACAAAAUGGAGGGCUUUAGUUUUGACAACUUUUAUUUUGAUAUUGCCAAAGCUGUACAUGUUCUAUAAAUACUUUUUUUCACACCCAUUUCAAUUAUUCCAUCACUUUCACCACAGCAGCAGGCUAGCUACCACAAUAAUAGGGUUGGUUGGUUUCAAAUACUCCCGUUUCUUAAGGUUCUCAUAUGUAACUAGUCUAAGAAACUAUACCUAGUCUUCAAACUGUUUUGAGACCCUCAUAUUUACACCAGUGUUUUUAUUGUCAAUAAUGAAAUGUCUUAAAUAAUUGCCUCAUGGAAUUUGUAACUAUGUUCCUUACACAAGCAUUUCCUCUCUAAAAAAUAAAAGCCACUUAAACAUUAAAAA